UCGUUCUUCUUUCAUCGUUUGCUUUGCUGGGCAGCAUUUAAUUUGUUAUCAAACACGGAUUACCUACUGUAAAAACUCUGCGUAGUGUUUUUACAGUCGCUGUAAGCAAUGGCAAUCGUGGAAGAUGAGGUGCGAAAUGAAUCGGAAGAUGAGAAUGAGAUAGAAGUUGUUGUGGAGGAAGAUGAUGCGGAACAAGAUUCUGAUGAUUCAGAUGAUGAUGAUGAUGAAGGUGCACUUGAGAGGAAAGUAGCUGAACUGGAACGGCGCAUCGGGGAGGAUCCAUAUAACUAUGAUGAUCAUAUUGAACUCAUACAAUCAUUAUGGGCCUUAACAGAGCUAGAUAGAUGGCGAAGUGCGUUCGAGAGGCUGCAGCAGAUGAUGGCACUGAGGGCGGAACAUUGGCUGCUAUGGUUGCAGACAGAGGCAUCACUGGCGCACACGUGGCAAUCGCGUGAACGUAUCGCUGAAUUGUUUAAGCAGGCUACACUAGACUGUUACUCAAUCUCAAUUCUAACUGAGUGGUGCACAUGGGCGAUGGGGGUCGGUGAUGUGGCAGCGGCGCGCGAGCAGCUCGACGAAGUGUUGCGACGUGCAGGUGCAGAUCCCUUCUCUGGGAAGUUGUUUUGGGACGCCAAGCUGGAGUUGGAAAAAUCGCAGUUGGAGACUAUGAGUGAAGAAGACACGGAAUAUAAAGCGCAGCAAGAACGUGUACUAUGGUGUCUUGAAGAGAUCGUUUCCCGCCCGCUUUUGCGAGGAGAAGAAGCAUGGCCACAACUGCAAGAGUUGGCCACUGUGUUACAUGAUGAAAAAUAUAUUGAAAAGGUAAAGAAGCAACACGAGGCAGCUGUAGAUUAUUUGCAAAAAAUAACACCAUUUGAAGAUAAGCUUCUUACAACAGAAAACAUUGAGGAAAAGUAUAAAAUUUAUCAGGAUUACAUUGAAACGUUGAAGGAUCUUGCACAACGUGACAAGUAUGCCGAGUGCGACUGUAACGGAAUACUCAAGGUGGUGUACGACCGCGCGUCGGGCUCGUGCGGCGGCGCGGCGGCGGCGGGGCUGCUGUGUGGGUGGGCGCGGGCGGCGCGCGGCAGUUCUCGGGCGACGGUUGCUCGCGUGCUGGACGCCUGCACGCGUCGCUGCCCACGCCGACACACCUUCUGGCAGCUCAAGAUGCAGCAGGCCGAGCACGAGGAGAAAACCUUCCAAGAGGUGAAAGGGAUAUUCGAGACGGCUCUGUCAAAAGGGAUGGAGUCGUACAAAGAAGCCGAAGCUCUAUGGUUAGGCUACUUAGAAUUCAUACGUCGUCGCACCGCGUUCGACAAUGAAUCUGACGUUGAUAAACUUCGGAGGACCUUCCGACUCGCUUGGGAUUCACUUGCUGAGGCAUGGGGAGAAGAAGCCAAUGAUUGUGAAGUACCUCUGUAUUGGGCCCGACUUGAAUACAAACGAAUGAAUGAUCCCAAGCAAGGCAAGGAGAUAUUUGAAGAAAUAUUUAAGUACGGCGAGAACAAGAGCAUGUCGAAGUACUGGGAGGCGCUGCUGCAGCUGGAGAUGCGGCGCGUGCCCGACGCCGCCCACAUUAUUGCGCGCGCUGGCGGCGUAAACGAGCUGCGUCGCAGACUAGACUACGAGCGCGACCACGGCGGCCUGCCCGCCCGCGCCGACUGCGCCGAGCUCUGCGAGGCAAAAUUAAAGGAAUGGCGUGAAAACUACCAAGCCAUGAAAGAGAAGAUGACAGGCAAAAAACAGAAAUUGAAACAGGAUAAUAAAAAAGCAAAAUUUGAAAAUAAAAAGAAAAAAAGAGAGGAUGACAGGCCAAACCGAAAAAGGAAGUCAGACGAAGACAAUAAAGACAUUGAAGCCAAGAAGAAAAAAGACGAAAGUAUGGAUAUCGACGACAAGAUACAGAAUGCUGAAAGCAGUGGAGUCAAGAGAUCUCAUGAACAGGAUAACAAUGAUUUUGAUGCUACUGACAGCAAACGUCAAAAGACUGAUAAUGAAUCAAGCAACCAAGUUACCUCUAGAGACGCAUGCACGCUGUUUGUCAGCAAUUUAGAGUUCAAAGUGGAUGAACAGAGUUUAAGGAAUAAGCUGUCAGAAUAUGGUGACGUUGUGUCAUUUCGAGUAAGGACUGGCGUCAAAGCAUUCGGGGGUUCAAUAUGUUACUGCCAAUACAAAACACCGGAGGCAGUGGAGAAAGCAAUAAAACAUGACAGAACACCUCUAAAUGGACGGCCCAUGUUUUUAUCACGGUACUCAGCGGAAAAAUCAAAGCCCACCUUCAAGUACCCUACUACAGAGGAAAAGAAUAAAUUGUUUGUGAAGAAUCUGCCGUUCGGACAUUGUACAAAAGAAGCCCUCACAGAUAUAUUUGAAAAGUACGGCAAACUUAAAGACAUACGGGUUGUGACACAUAAGGAUGGUAAACCGAAGGGGCUGGCGUACGUGGAGUACGAGGACGAGGCGGGUGCGCAGGCCGCGCUGGCGGAGGCCGACGCGCUGGUGGUGGCGGGCCGCAAGCUCGGGGUCGCGCUCAGCUCGCCGCCCCCGAGACCGACCACCGCGCCCACGCCCGUCCUCGGCCAGCCCAAGAGGGACAGCAGCAGCGGCAUGCGGCGGACACAAUUAAGCAGUUUUAUACCGAGCGUACUACAGAAACCGUCGACCAGCAAAGCCGCUACCAAUGGCGACCACACUAACGGGGAGAAGCGGCCGCUCAGUAAUAGCGAUUUCAGAAACAUGCUGCUUAAGAAAUGAAUAAUUAAUUGUAAGGUAACUCAGUAGUUUGUAAGUAAUAUUGAAACAUUUUAACUUUAGAGCAUUGUAGACAUGUAUCAUAUAGACUCUAAAAUUAUUAUUAUAAGCUAAUCGUAAGAGUAGAAGACUACUGCAAUUAAAUUUUACGAAGAAGUUAGCCCUCUUUGUGUUUAUUACCUGUGUAUUUGUUGCGUUGUUAUAAGAAUGUGUUAGAUUAUGAUUUUAAUCAAUGAAAGUUCAUAACGUAGUCGUUAUUUUCCUAUUUGAACCUUCACAGUUGUUUCCGUAGAGUAAAUUAUGAGACAUUUUCCUGUGUGCUGAUGUGCGCUACUGUGUUGUGUGUGCUAGGCUGAACACAACACUAUGUAUGAAGACAUCUUCAUUAUAAAAAUGUUUGUUAAAUUGGAUAUACAGACUCUUUUAUCAUAAAAUAUAAAAAAAAUUGCAGAAAACAUUGCAUGAUUUUACUUAAUAUAUUGGAAAUUCCAUUGUUAGUACUGUUACUAAAAUCUUAGUAACUGUACUAGCAAUGGAUUUUCCACAUACAAUUGUGUGUUCCAAAAUUUUAUUUCCUGUAGCACGCAGACAAUGCAAUAUCUAUAUAAUAGUUCUAUUUAUAGCCUAAGAAAUAUGCCUGUAUAUAAAAAAUAUAGGGAAACGACGGGCAUUUUCAGUAUAUUUAUUUUUUUAGAUCAAAUAAAA
Molecule: messenger RNA, 3459 nt
Organism: Achroia grisella
Lineage: Eukaryota; Metazoa; Arthropoda; Insecta; Lepidoptera; Pyralidae
Gene: Rnp4F
Product: squamous cell carcinoma antigen recognized by T-cells 3-like
Biological process (GO): mRNA splicing, via spliceosome
Cellular component (GO): cytoplasm; ASAP complex; nucleoplasm
Molecular function (GO): protein binding; RNA binding
Source: RefSeq, a predicted model, not a curated record